UUUUUACUCAAUUUCUCUCUCCUCCAAGCGUAUACGUGAGUGUACAGCUGUCUGGAUUACUCUUUUUCUCUCUCUAAAACCUUUCACAUUCUGUUCAUCUUCUACUAGCUACUCACAAACCAGAGUACACUACUAUUUUUAACCAAAUUGCUCAUUGCUGCUUAAGGCUAACUUUUUUCUCCGCCGUAAUUUAUUAACUUUUCUACAAUUUAAUAUCAAUUUCCAUAUUUGCCGCCAUUGCAUUAAUCUCUAAACCUCAAUUAGGGUUUACGUUCAAUGAAUAAAAUACUGCUGCUGGGUCUCACUUUUGUUUGCAGCGUUUUGGAGUUACCUGCAUUGUACGCUGUUUUUACUUUUAUUCCCCAUCUCCUUUAGAAUUUUAUCCCUCUUCUAUUAUUACUCCCAUUGCCAUUUCCAUUACCAUUUGGGUCUCUUUAAUCUCAGGUCAUUGAAAUGGUUAGUAGUUAUCCUUUGGAGAUCUUACCAACAAAUUAUUUGAGAAUCUGACAAGUUGUUGUGAGUUUAUAUACCUUUCUGCAUCAAUGGGGCUUCUUCUUCGAAGUCUCAUGAUGCUUUUAUUGUUAUGGUUGGCUUGGCUAUCGAUUAUUGCGGCGCAGAAAUCUACGCAAUCUGCUCGUGUUCUGGAUGCAAUUCUCCAAGAUUAUGCUUAUAGGGCAUUCAUUCGUCCGAGGACUGGUAUUGUAUAUGAUGGGUCAGUACCUUCCAACAUGACAGGGAUCAAGGUUUCGGGUAUAAGGCUGAGGAGUGGUAGCUUGAGAACUAGGGGUGUUCAAUCGUACAAAGAGUUUGAGAUUCCUAAAGGUGUUAUUGUUCGGCCAUAUGUAGAGAGGCUUGUUUUGGUUUAUCAGAAUCUGGGAAACUGGUCUAAUCUGUAUUACCCUUUGCCUGGGCACACCUAUUUAUCUCCUAUUCUUGGAUUGCUUGCUUAUGAUGCUGUGAACUUAUUAGCUACCAAUUUAUCUAAUUUGGAUAUCAGGGCGUCAACAAAUCCCAUUAAAAUUCACUUCUCAAAUGUUAAAUCCGUGCCACAUGGGUCUGUCGCAAUGUGUGCUUGGUUUGAUCUUAGUGGUAAUGUCAAUUUCAGCAAUGAGGUAUCAAAGCAUACUUGUUCAACCUCCCAACAGGGGCAUUUUGCCUUGGUGGUUGGGAGUCUUGCUCCUUCCCCUGCUCCUUCAGAACCUACACCAUCCCCAGGCUCUCAUAAGAAAAAGAAAAAUAUGAAGAAGGUCUGGAUAAUUGUAGGAUCAGUGUUGGGUGGAGUCUUGCUGUUGGUGUUAUUGGCAAUGUUGCUGGCAUCGUUGAGAAAAUGCCAGCAGAAGAAGAAAAUGGAAAAUAUGGAGAAGGCCUCAGAGAUUGGUGAAACCUUUAGAAUGACGACAGUAGGCAGUGCUAAAGCACCUGCAGCUAUGGUAACAAGGACAAAACCGACUCUUGAGGCUGAAAAUGCACCGUAAACCUUUCCUUGUGCACUUCUACAAGCUCCCCCUCCUGCCAUUCACAUACAUUUUCCAAUUCCUGCAUUCACAUUCUUCUGAUUCCACACUCUUUUUGGUUGGUGAUUCUUCCUCCUUGUUGGGCAGGUUUCUCAUUUUAGUGUGAACAAUACAGAAAUUACUGGUGUAGAUAGUAUUUUAUUUAGAUUGCUAGGCUUCCCCAUAGUCUCUUCAUUUGUUUGUGGUGUGCAUUCAGGGUAAAAAGAUUCUGUAUGAGACUGAAUUCGGUAUUUAACCGUUAAAGAAUAAUAUUCUUUGGUAUUCUUUUA
Molecule: messenger RNA, 1783 nt
Organism: Amaranthus tricolor (Joseph's coat)
Lineage: Eukaryota; Viridiplantae; Streptophyta; Magnoliopsida; Caryophyllales; Amaranthaceae
Exons: 2
Coding region: 543-1475 (310 amino acids)
Cellular component (GO): membrane
Source: RefSeq, a predicted model, not a curated record